AUGCGCCGAGGCCAGGGGGCUCGGGCGGGGCUCGGGGAGGACUGGACGGUGCUCGGCUCUGCGUCGAGCGUUGGCGCGCCUGCCUCCACGCACGGACAGAUGACGUCCGCCCGUGCUUGGGUUAUAAUACCCAGCAGCCGGCCGCACGCGAGCAGACACACAAUCCUCUCCGACGUUAGCAUGACAGUGUCGGACGCGUCGACCCGACCGCCGUCGUCUUCUCGUCCUGAUCCGCAGCAGCGCGAUGCGCACCCCGGCGGCGAUGGUACUAGUAGCGGUCCCGCGGCGUCCCAUCCCACCCCCGCCGCUGCCCUGCCGCGCACGAUGAGCACCGCCUCCGCUGCCUACCACGAGCCCGCGUGGUCCGACCCGCUCGACUUGCCGCCCGUCGCGCGCCCGCUCACGUCGUCGCUGCACCCCAUCCCGCCGUCCUCGUCCCUCUCCACGCUCUCCCCCGUCUCCUCCGCCCCCGGCACGCCCGCCCCGCUCGACCGCAUCCCCUCCUUCGAGCGCGAGUUCUGCACGAACUUUACGUGCUGCGGGCUCUCGCUCUCGGACCUGCACGAGCUCGUCGACCACUUCGAGGAGUCCCACGUCCUCGUCGCCCAGCGGUACCACCCCUACCCGCGCGUCCUCUCCUACCCCAACCCCAGCCCCGAGCCCGACUACCCGUCGGAGCGGGAAGCGUCAAAACCUCGCCCCGGGCUGGUAGUCAGCCACAGCUGCCCGCGCCCGUCGUCGCUAUCCCCGCCGCCCCCCGCCGACUGCGGGUUCGCGUACGACCCCGACCCGUGCGCGAUCCUCCAGCACCAGUACGACCGCCCGCCGCCAUACCCGUAUCUCCCCCCGUACCAGGACGGCGAGUGGUGGGACGCCUCCGCGGCAGAGCCCGGCGACGGUCCUAGCCGGGUGGGCCCCGACGUGUCCUUUGCGCCCUCCCAAGCCCAGGCCCAAGCCCGACGAUCAUCGGCGGACGAAGUCGGCCUGCCCCCCGGAGCGUUCACGGUCCCGCACGCCCCCUCCACCUCGCCUCUCCCCCACCCCACCACCACCACCGCCGCACAGAAACCCAAGAAAUCCAGCGGCGCAAAGCUCGAGCGCCGACGCGAGCGCGCGAAGAGGGAGCGCGGCUUCCGCUGCCCGCAGCCCGGGUGCGUGAAGAGCUACCUCAACCCGAACGGGUUGAAGUACCACCUGGAGAAGGGGACGUGUGUGUUUGAGGGGGCCGGCGGGGUCGGGGUGGCGUGAUUCAGACUCGAGGGUAAGGGGACCGGAUGCGCAGAAUGGAUGGGCGGGAAAGUAGAUCCGGAUAGGGGUCGUAGGUUAGAAGUAAUGUAAUACCGUUAUGGUGUAUGUAUUGUACUGGCAUCAGGGACCGGGCGGGUAGGUGUAUGCAGGGCAUCUGCACAACCGCCGGGAACUUGAAGAUUCGUGAUUAGCGAUGGACGGCGGUCAGUAGCACAGUGAUAAGAUAACCUAAUGUAGCAACAGAACACCUCCUCCCGCCUCUGCUGAAUCUGCGUCCCGUCCGACAUCUCGCGCACCGGGUAUAAUAGUACAAUAACUUGGACUGCCUUUCUUUCUUCCCUGUCCCUUCUCCCUUCCUUUUCCUUUCCUUGAUCACUCCCCCGCCCCCGCCUCCUCCUCACCGUCCCCC
Molecule: messenger RNA, 1657 nt
Organism: Gloeophyllum trabeum ATCC 11539
Lineage: Eukaryota; Fungi; Basidiomycota; Agaricomycetes; Gloeophyllales; Gloeophyllaceae
Exons: 2
Coding region: 1-1248 (415 amino acids)
Cellular component (GO): nucleus
Source: RefSeq, a predicted model, not a curated record